Molecule: messenger RNA, 2163 nt
Organism: Trichoplusia ni (cabbage looper)
Lineage: Eukaryota; Metazoa; Arthropoda; Insecta; Lepidoptera; Noctuidae
Exons: 1
Coding region: 1446-1844 (132 amino acids)
Source: RefSeq, a predicted model, not a curated record
UAUUAGAAACAAUAUACUUAACAACAACAUUGUACAUCAGAUAUUUUUAGAAAAUAUCUGAUAUACAAAAAACGGAACUUAAUUUAAAAUGACGUCAUAAAUAGCUCGUAAUCAAGUGCACUGCCGCUUUAUCUCUCAAAAGGCUCAAAGAAAAGAAUUCUUCAUUAAGGUUCGCUCAAUAAAGCUCGUAGCUCACAAAUCGUUAGCACAGUUUCGGAGGCGACACCCCGGCAAGGCGGGAGCACACGUUUGGCAUCCACUCAAGUUUCCAUUGUGUACCAUACCAGUGCAUCUUGCAACUUGCACACAAUGGCAACCUGCCUUUAUUUUGAGACGGUACACACUGACUUUGAAGCGGAUUAUCGGGUAUCUACGUACCUGUUCACUACGUGUGUACAUAGCUCUAUGAUAUAUAUUAUAACCGGUCGUCGAACGUACAUAAGCCAGUAUUGAUUUUAUUUUACAUAGUUCAUUUACAUUCGUAUGGACUGUCCGUAAAGCGAUGAGCUCUCACAACUGUUUCAUUUUUCACAUCCAUUUACGUCACUGUCUAUAUUUCGGUGUUUUUUGUUUCGGAUGAAACCUACCAAUUACAACUGUCUGAACUCCGGAGCUUUUGUUCGUGUUUUUUGUUUUUUUUUUCGCUAAAUGCUCUUCUGUAAAUAUUUUUUUAGAUGACCUAGUUAUGGGGUUUCGGUGGAAAUGGUGCGGAUUCCUUUUAUUUUACAUUUUUUUAACGUAGUAAAAAUUAUCAAAUUUUUGAUAAUGCUGUAUUUUACUUAUCUUUGGUUAUUUUUCAUUAGUCACUGAUUCAAACUUACUGAAAUAACAUCAAACCCUUUAUAGCCUCUGUUAGUUAUGUAAUAAUCUUGCCUUUAAUCUACGUAGGUACUAUCUAUUGAAUGUAGGUCAUGUAAGGUGUAAUUCCCGGCUAGCAACUAAGACGUGCGCGCGUCUACCCGAGCAGUACAACAUGCAUUUGAGACAAUAGAUUACCGGACAUUGAUUACGCAUGUUAGCCGUAUCUAUUGUUUUGUUUACGUCCGAGCCGAUCUGAAGCUUAAUUACACGUCGUCGGCACCUUGAGACGAGGCAUGUAGGCUCACCUGAGCGGUGAGCGGCAGAUGCGACGCAGCUGCCGGCCGGGCUGGUCCUCUCGCCCCGCGCGCCGACCCCCCACCCCGCGCCCCGCCGGCCCGCGCAAUCGCGGCUAACAGUUUUAUUUCCCCGAAUAAACUUUAUCAAACAAAGCGUGCGUGCCCCGCGCCCUGCAUCUGCUCGCCCAGCUGUUCCCGCUGCAGCUGACCUCGCCGUCUCGCUCUAGCGGUAGCUCCGCCCCACCGCGAGACAAGGACGGCACGCUCCCGUGUAAUCGCGGAGCCCUUCAAUUCCCGGUGCAUAGCCCAUUCGCAGUUUGUCUCCCGUUGCCGUCGGGCAGACUGAUAAUGACGAACAAGCGAAAGCGCGACGAGAGCGGCGACGGACGCGUUAAGAGGCAACGCAUCCGUAAGCGAUCUCGCAGCGAGCCGCUGCUGAACGACACCGAGAAUUCUGAAAAGCGUCAGGCGUUGAAGCGCCUGUUCGGGCGCAUCUGCUCCGUGGAGAUGGAGAACAACAUGCAGCGCGAGGAGGAGGAGCCGGAGCCGGUGUACGCGGACGAGAACGACGACCCGCUGCUGGACUCGGUGCCGGUGGACAUGGACCCGGAGCAGCUGGGCUUCCUGGUGUGCGCGCAGGAGACGCUGCGCUUCCUGCACGGGCGCGGCAUCCCCACGCAGCACCCGGUGUUCGCUCGCCUGCGCUCGCGCCUGCUGCAGGGCAUCGACGAGAUCGCGAUGGCCUGAGUAUUGCUGGGCCCUGAGCCCCCCAGAAACUAAACCUCUCCGCACCUGACCGCUUCGUUUGGAUCACUUCCUCAGUGUUUCUUUGACCCUGUGUACCCGUGAAGUUUCUUGCUCGGAGUUGUUUCUAUCUUCCUAUCUAUUUGGGCUCAGGUUGGUGUAAGACUUAAAGACUCAUAUACAUUGUGGCGAUUUAAAGCAACAGGUGUCCCUCUUGGGGAAUCUAGUCACUAUCUAGUCAAAUUUUAUGAAUUAUACCUAUUUGUUAAGCAAAUUAUUCUAUUGAUGUCAUUUAACGAUGUAAUAAAUCGUAUCAUAUAAA